AUGUCAACCAAAAACUGUGUGUAUAUUUAUGACGGCGAAGGCGCCAGUGAAGUAUCCAAGCUUCAUCUCAAGCAUUCCUUAGUAGAAAAUCUUUCCACCAGGUAUAAUGUCCAGUUCAUUUCACCAGACGAAAUCUUGAAGGGAACAUGGACUAGAGAUGCAGCAGUAAUGGCGUUCGGUGGUGGGUUCGAUAAAGGAUUUAUCCGGACUUUAGGCUCAGUAGGGGUAGCGAAGAUCCGAUCCUAUGUUUUGAACGGGGGGAAAUAUUUGGGUAUUUGUGCAGGGGGGUAUUUUGGUUGUGAUUAUAUUGAAUUUGAUAAAGGUGGGCAACUGGAAGUGUGUGGGGAGCGACAUCUCAAAUUUUUCCCUGGGUGCGGACGAGGUCCGGUGUAUCCAGGAUUCAAAUAUGACGACUUGAAAGGAUCUAUGGCUGCUCCGAUCGAUUUCCAAACGUCUGGAACUACAAGAGAGAUAAUCUUUACAUAUUUUCACGGAGGAGGAUGCUUUCUACUGAACGAAUCAAGGCAUAUUCAACUGACACGGACUGCUGACUGGAAUGAACGGUUAGAUCCGAUACGCAACAAUUUUAAACCAUCUCUCGAAGACUAUAAACAUUUCCAUGACAAAGGCUUUGGUAGUAAUCAUUUGAGACCUCGAACAGUUUGUCAAAUUUAUGACAGAACUUUUGACAAUGGUGGAAUCACAGGCUCUCUUAGGGACUCAGAUCUUGCCACGAAAACGGGUCAAAAUUAUCCGAAAAACAAUGACGACUAUAAAAGAGUAUCAGUAACGGAAGGCAACUCAAAUUGCACCACGACGACAGAGGAUAAGAAUCAAAAAUCUGGAUUAGGCCAAGCUUCAGGCGAACGGUCUGAACCAAUGGCUCUAAACCUAAAUCAUGACAUACUUAGUGAUCCCCAAGAAAGAAACACCGGUCCUACUUCUGGUGUAUCAGAACUGGAAAUUCUAAGCCGAUAUUGUGAAAUUCCUGGAACGCCACCAGCAAUCAUAAAAUCUCGAGUUGGCCAGGGUCGGGCGAUAUUGUGUGGGGUUCAUAUUGAAUAUAUUCCCAGGCUAUUACUAGAAAUGGAACCAACCCUAAAGGAAUUGGUAAAGACUUUAGAAGACACCGAGAAACAAAGACUGGAUUGCUUUAGAUCAUUAUUACAGCAACUUGACUUGAAAAUGAAAUGAUAUAGAGGUGUAUAAAUACUGUUCAUUUUGAAAUACUAACUUAUGAUUGAUAUACUUCCUUAUAUAAAGAGCUACUACUUUCAAUGCAGGUACCAGAAAUAAAACGGAGUAUGUGCAAGCUUCAU
This is a messenger RNA of Lottia gigantea (owl limpet), 1319 nucleotides long. RefSeq lists its product as hypothetical. The record is from RefSeq and is a predicted model, not a curated record. The coding region runs from base 1 to 1194 and encodes 397 amino acids. NCBI's taxonomy places the organism in Eukaryota, Metazoa, Mollusca, Gastropoda, Lottiidae. The transcript has a single exon.